AAAUCCUCUUCUCAAUCUAAAUCACAUAUUCUCUGCUAUUGUAUGUAACUCUUUACCUAUAAUCAAGUCAUCAUGCCUCAAAUCGCCAACCAACCCCUCCUCGGCCCCCUUGUCAGCCUCAAUGCUUGGACCUAUGCUAUGGAAGCCCUACUCUACAAACGCCGAACUCCAGCCCUCAAAAAGUACAAUAUCAGCUUCGAUCCAGAGAUUGUUAAGCAGGAGAAGGCAACAAAGUUGCCUGCUUUUGUGCAGUGGCCGGCAGAUAACUUCAAUAACCUGCUCGAGCAACCGACCCAGUUCUACGCUAUUUCUCUUGCGUUAAACUUGUUGAAUAUCAAGGAUAAGACUACAGUACGUUUAGCAUGGGGCUACGUCGGUCUGAGAAUCAUCCAUAGUCUGGUCCAUGUAUCGACUAAUAAUGUUCUCAUCCGCUUUCCGGUUUUUGCCGCCAGUUCACUCGUGCUUGUUGGAAUGACGGUCAAGGCCGCGCUGGAGCUUUGGUUUUAGAAGAUGGAUUAAAUGUAUAGAAAGAGAUUAUGUUUCUUAUAGCAUAGCUA
Messenger RNA from Fusarium oxysporum Fo47, 557 nucleotides. Its product is annotated as membrane-associated, eicosanoid/glutathione metabolism protein. The record is from RefSeq and is a predicted model, not a curated record. The coding region runs from base 73 to 507 and encodes 144 amino acids. Lineage: Eukaryota; Fungi; Ascomycota; Sordariomycetes; Hypocreales; Nectriaceae. Gene Ontology annotation, cellular component: membrane. The transcript is spliced from 2 exons.